AUAGCGGUGGUUAUGGGGUCGUGUACAGCAGGAGGAGCGUAUGUCCCGGCCAUGGCUGAUGAGAGCAUCAUCGUCAGGGGUCAAGGAACCAUCUUCCUGGGAGGACCCCCUCUGGUAAAAGCAGCAACAGGUGAGACUGUCUCUGCUGAGGAUCUUGGAGGGGCGGAUCUUCACUGCAGGAAGUCAGGUGUAACAGACCACUACGCUCUAGACGAUAGCCACGCCCUUCACCUGGCUCGCAAGGCCGUCCGCAACCUCAACUACACCAAGAACAUACAGGUGACCACAGAGCCCCCCGAGGCUCCUCUCUACCCAGCUGAGGAGCUGUAUGGCAUCGUAGGAGCCAACCUCAAACGCAACUUUGAUGUCAGAGAGGUGAUAGCCAGGAUUGUCGAUGGCAGCCGGUUUGAUGAAUUCAAAGCCUUAUACGGAGAUACAGUGGUCACAGGCUUCUCCAGGAUAUUUGGUUACCCUGUUGGAAUCAUUGGUAACAAUGGAGUCCUGUUCUCAGAGUCUGCUAAGAAAGCAACUCAUUUCAUAGAGUUAUGCUGUCAGAGAAACAUUCCACUUAUCUUCCUACAAAACAUCACAGGCUUCAUGGUGGGCAGGGAGUACGAGGCAGGCGGCAUCGCCAAGGACGGGGCUAAGAUGGUCACGGCGGUUGCGUGUGCCAACGUGCCCAAGAUCACGGUGAUCAUCGGCGGCUCGUAUGGAGCGGGCAACUACGGCAUGUGUGGCAGAGCAUACAGCCCCCGGUUUCUGUACAUGUGGCCCAACUCCCGUAUCUCUGUGAUGGGUGGCGAGCAGGCUGCCACCGUACUCGCUACCAUCACUAAAGACCAGCGGGCUAGAGAGGGCAAGGAGUUCACAGCAGAGCAGGAGGCCGCCAUGAAGGAACCCAUCGUCAAACGGUUUGAAGAGGAAGGAAGCCCCUACUUCUCCAGCGCUAGGCUGUGGGAUGACGGUAUCAUCGACCCGGCUGACACCCGUCUGGUUCUGGGAAUGAGUCUCAGUGCUACACUCAAUGCCCCGACACAGAGGACACGCUUCGGAGUGUUCCGGAUGUAAACAUCCACGGGUCCACUAGAGGCCCACUAGAGGACAGACUAAACAUCCACAGGUCCACUAGAGGACAGACUAAACAUCCACAGGUCCACUAGAGGACAGACUAAACAUCCACAGGCCCACUAGAGGACAGACUAAACAUCCACAGGCCCACUAGAGGACAGACUAAACAUCCACAGGUCCACUAGAGGCCCACUAGAGGACAGACUAAACAUCCACAGGCCCACUAGAGGACCACUAGAGGACAGACUAAACAUCCACAGGCCCACUAGAGGACAGACUAAACAUCCACAGGUCCACUAGAGGACAGACUAAACAUCCACAGGCCCACUAGAGGCCCACUAGAGGACAGACUAAACAUCCACAGGCCCACUAGAGGACAGACUAAACAUCCACAGGCCCACUAGAGGCCCACUAGAGGACAGACUAAACAUCCACAGGUCCACUAGAGGACAGACUAAACAUCCACAGGUCCACUAGAGGACAGACUAAACAUCCACAGGUCCACUAGAGGACAGACUAAACAUCCACAGGCCCACUAGAGGACAGACUAAACAUCCACAGGCCCACUAGAGGCCCACUAGAGGACAGACUAAACAUCCACAGGCCCACUAGAGGACAGACUAAACAUCCACAGGCCCACUAGAGGACAGACUAAACAUCCACAGGCCCACUAGAGGCCCACUAGAGGACAGACUAAACAUCCACAGGCCCACUAGAGGACAGACUAAACAUCCACAGGCCCACUAGAGGCCCACUAGAGGACAGACUAAACAUCCACAGGCCCACUAGAGGACAGACUAAACAUCCACAGGCCCACUAGAGGACAGACUAAACAUCCACAGGACCACUAGAGGACAGACUAAACAUCCACAGGCCCACUAGAGGCCCACUAGAGGACAGACUAAACAUCCACAGGCCCACUAGAGGACAGACUAAACAUCCACAGGCCCACUAGAGGACAGACUAAACAUCCACAGGUCCACUAGAGGACAGACUAAACAUCCACA
Salvelinus namaycush (lake trout) is the source of this 2075-nucleotide messenger RNA. It is a transcript of the gene mccc2, whose product is annotated as methylcrotonoyl-CoA carboxylase 2 (beta). The transcript is spliced from 11 exons. Gene Ontology annotation, biological process: L-leucine catabolic process. Gene Ontology annotation, molecular function: methylcrotonoyl-CoA carboxylase activity. The annotation marks the transcript as partial. Lineage: Eukaryota; Metazoa; Chordata; Actinopteri; Salmoniformes; Salmonidae. The record is from RefSeq and is a predicted model, not a curated record. Gene Ontology annotation, cellular component: mitochondrion; methylcrotonoyl-CoA carboxylase complex.